Dimorphilus gyrociliatus is the source of this 813-nucleotide messenger RNA. Lineage: Eukaryota; Metazoa; Annelida; Polychaeta; Dinophilidae. The record is from the annotation of a GenBank genome assembly.
AGAGAAGAAUGGAAAGAUGUUGAUAAAAAUACAUUAUUGGAAAAUAUUACACAUUUCAAAAUGACAGAAGAGAAAAAUAAAGACAACUUAGUUAAAUCACUAAUUGUAGUUGUUUUAGCUCAUGGAGGAAAUGAUUGUAUUUUAUUAGACAAUAAUGAUAUAUUAUCAUUUGAAGACUUAUUAAGCCAAUUUGAUGCUGAUUCUUUUCAUUUGCUCAGGAAUAAUCCCAAAAUAUUUAUCUUUCAAGCUUGCAGACAAAUAAUAGAAAUUGAGGCAACAGAUAAUUCUGCUGAAAAUGAAUCAGAUCCUACACAUUCUACAGUCCAACAAUACUCUACUCUAAGUACACCAAAAAAGGAGCAAUUUCAUGAAAUGUAUGCAACUAUUAAAGGAGAGGCAGCCUACAGAGGUAGAGAUGGCAGCAAAUUCAUUAGAGCAUUCAUUUUAGCCAUGUGCUAUUUGCAAAAGAGCAAUGAGAGAACUAUCAAAGAAGUUACAAGAUAUGUACACUUUUGGGCAAACCAAUCUACAGAGAAUAUGGAAAGUGGCCAAUUGCCAACAUGUACACAAAAUCUGGCAAAAGAUUAUUUUUUUUCCCCACGAAAUACCAAUCCUUGUUGUAAGAAUUAAAAAACUGCUUACACUCGUAUGUUUUCACUCUUUUCCACAAUUCUGUAAAUGUUAUCAGCUAUUAAGUAACUGUAACACUAUCAUCUGAUCAUAUUUAUUGCCUUCAAUCUCUGGAAACUGAUGUUAAAAAGUAUACUCUAUCAAUUCAUAAUAAUUUUCAAAUAAAUAUUGACAAAUUCAAAA